Anguilla rostrata (American eel) is the source of this 2247-nucleotide messenger RNA. It is a transcript of the gene dhrs3b, whose product is annotated as dehydrogenase/reductase (SDR family) member 3b. The coding region runs from base 961 to 1869 and encodes 302 amino acids. The record is from RefSeq and is a predicted model, not a curated record. Gene Ontology annotation, cellular component: lipid droplet. Lineage: Eukaryota; Metazoa; Chordata; Actinopteri; Anguilliformes; Anguillidae. Gene Ontology annotation, biological process: retinoid metabolic process; regulation of retinoic acid receptor signaling pathway. The transcript is spliced from 6 exons. Gene Ontology annotation, molecular function: all-trans-retinol dehydrogenase (NAD+) activity.
UAAGCAACCGAAGCACUUUCAAAGCACAUGUUAUAUGAUCUCUUCUUAAUCAAGUCUUGGCUCUUUAGUUGAACUUUCUGAGAAAGAAAAAAUUGCUUAGUAAACCUGUCUCUGGUGUCAGUGCGCAAAGCACGUGAAGAGGAUUGGCUUUUUGUCCGGGUUUAUUUUUCAAAGGGAUUACUGCUUGGUCAGAUGGGAAUCUCAAUGAAGUGUGCCCUUCUUUCUACGGCAGAAGACGAUUUACUGUUGUUAUGUCAUUGCGGUCUGAUGCUUCUGGGGGUGGAGGAACUAGGAGUCGAAAAUACCCACCCACAAACGCCACAGUACUGCAGUAUUCUCAAACGCUAAACUGUCAAUCAGGAUCAGUGUUCUUUAAAAGCUCGAAUCAGGCCCCAAACCAACCCACAGUCAUUAAAGAAUCGGGAAAGACUAACAAGCAGCAACCCGUAAGAAGCCGCAAGGUCGCUGGACAAGGACCAUGAACCCCUCUGUACUGUAUCUGUGAUUACACCUUGGAGGUGAACAACGGCAGAAGAAGUGACUGGUGGUUAUGAAUCAAAGCACGCAAACUAAAAACAAAUAACAUUGACAUUGGUUGUUUCGUUAAUUUGUCAGCUACUCAAACUUGUCUCGGAAACGUGCAUAUUUUAAGCCACUCAUUCAGCGGUCUUCCGGGCAUGAGCGAGGCACUUCUUUUUGUCGUUUCUUUUCAGCGUAUACAUGGACACGUUUAAAAUAGUUUUCCGUGUAAAGUGUGUCCUUCAGUGGUGAAAUACUCACCAUAGCAACCACAGGAACAUAAUUGCCUGAAAGUGCCUAGCAGGCACAAGUACUUGGAGGGUCACAUCGAUGUCUAGAAGCUUUCAAGCUUCUAUGAUUUGGAGGCACUCGAAGCACGCAUUCGGUUAGCCCGUGUUCUCCGAAUUACGCAUAAAGUUACGCAUAGCAUAUAACGAGAAAAUGGAAUGGAAACUGCUGAUCGCCGCGCUGUUUUUUCCUGCCCAAAUUAUAUUCUGCAUUGUUAAAGCGUGUGUAUGCAUACUGCUCCCAAACAAACGGAGGGAUCUGGGAGGAGAGGUGGUCCUGAUCACCGGAGGAGGAAGAGGUAUUGGUCGACACCUGGCCAGGGAGUUUGCUGUGCAGGGGGCAAAGAAGGUGAUCCUGUGGGGUCGCACAGAGAGAUGUCUGAAGGAGACCUGUGAGGAGAUCUCGCAGGCGGGAACUGAAUGCCACUAUUUCCUGUGUGACGUGGGCAACAGGGAGGAGGUCUAUCAGCAGGCCAAGGUGGUCAGGGAGAAGGUGGGAGACGUCACUAUCCUUGUGAACAAUGCAGCAGUGGUGCAUGGGAAGAGUCUAAUGGACAGCGAUGAUGAUGCCCUUUUGAAAUCGCAAAAUGUUAACACACUGGGCCAAUUCUGGACCACGAAGGCCUUCCUGCCCAGGAUGCUGGAGCUUCGGCACGGGCACGUGGUCUGCAUCAACUCCAUCCUCUCGCUCUCCUCCAUCCCCGGGGCCAUCGACUACUGCUCUUCCAAGGCCUCGUCCUUCGCUUUCAUGGAGAGCCUGACCCUGGGUCUUCUGGACUGCCCCGGGGUGGGCUGCACCACCGUGCUGCCCUUCCACACCAACACCGAGAUGUUCCAGGGCAUGAGAGUCCGGUUCCCCCAGCUCUUCCCUCCCCUGAGGCCCGAGUACGUGGCUCAGCGGACGGUGGACGCGGUCCGAACCAACACGGCCUUCGUCUACCUGCCCUGGACCAUGCGUGCCCUCGUCAUACUCAAAAGCUUCAUGCCACAGUAUGCCUUAGAGGAAAUCCACAAGUUCACAGGAUCUUACUCCUGCAUGAACACGUUCAAGGGACGGACAUGAGGGACGCCAACAGUGACUCUAGGGGACUCUGGGAGGACAAAUAGACCUGAGAGUCUUUGUCUUAUUGACCCAGAACAGCAUGGGGGCGGAGCAGGACUUUGGGGUCCCAGUCUCUUCCAGGUGUGGGGGAUUCUCAGAGGCCACAGCAUCUCAAAACGCGGUGCUGUUGUUCACCUCAUCACACCAUUGCACCUCAAACAACUGUUUAUAGCUAGGCUUGGGCCGGUGUGAGAUUUCAGUGGUAUGAAAACCUUGGCCAACAAUGUCACAGUAUUGCCCUCUAAAAUGUGAUCUUGUAAAAUGGUUGUAGAUGGAAAAAUAAUCUAACCAAAAUACUUUUUUUUUCCAUUGAAUAAAAUAUAUUUAUUUAGAACUAUU